AUGCGAUGCUUCAGGGCGGCGCUGAAGGAGACGCUGGAGGCACAGAAGUACAGGAAACGCACACACGGCGUAGAUAGCAUAGGCUUAGGCACUGUGGAGGUGGAUCCCAGUGUGGCCGAAGCCGCUGCAAAGAAAAAACUGGCCGAGGAGAAUGCGCCCAGAUCCGGGCUGGUUGUUCCCAAGAAGUAA
Messenger RNA from Sphaeroforma arctica JP610, 189 nucleotides. RefSeq lists its product as hypothetical. The record is from RefSeq and is a predicted model, not a curated record. NCBI's taxonomy places the organism in Eukaryota, Ichthyosporea, Ichthyophonida. The transcript has 2 exons. Bases 1 to 189 code for a protein of 62 amino acids.